Echinops telfairi (small Madagascar hedgehog) is the source of this 4486-nucleotide messenger RNA. RefSeq names its product zinc finger CCCH-type containing 6 (gene ZC3H6). Gene Ontology annotation, molecular function: metal ion binding; RNA binding. The record is from RefSeq and is a predicted model, not a curated record. NCBI's taxonomy places the organism in Eukaryota, Metazoa, Chordata, Mammalia, Afrosoricida, Tenrecidae. Gene Ontology annotation, cellular component: nucleus. Gene Ontology annotation, biological process: negative regulation of DNA-templated transcription. The annotation marks the transcript as partial. The transcript is spliced from 11 exons.
AGAGAGAAGAAGAAAUCCAAAAGACGAAAACAUGAAAAACAUAAGCACAAUUCUCCAUCUAGUGAUAACAGUUCAGAUGACAGCCUUGCUUCAGAUGUUGAACAUACAGAAAGCUCCCGUAAAAAAGGAGCUGGUUUCUACAGGGAUUAUAACAUUCCAUUUCCUCAGCGUGGCCAUAUAUCAGGAAGUUACAUGACAUCCCCCAAAGAUCCACAUAACAAAAAAUUUAAAAAUAAAGAAUAUGAUGAGUACAGUACCUACAGCGAUGACAACUUUGGUAACUACAGCCAGGAAACAGAGGAAGAUUUUGUCAAGCAACUGAAACAGUAUAGACAAGCCAAAGAAAUCUCAAAUUCUGCUGUAGGAUCAUCAUUUUCUAAAGAACCAGGGAAAAAGCAGAGAAUGAAAGGAUUCCAACAAGGUCUUGAACCGAGGAUUAAAAGUUAUAUUGGUCGAGGACAUGAUCUGCAGAAGAAAAUCAAACGCAAAGACCGUGGGGGAAGAUCGAAUAAAGGCCCUAAUAUUUAUUCAGGAGUGGAUGACUUUCACGAGAAUAAUAAACCAGGGAAAAAAUGGAAAGUUAUGACUCAGGAAUUUAUUAAUCAGCACACAGUGGAACACAAAGGAAAACAGAUCUGUAAAUACUUUCUGGAAGGAAGAUGUAUUAAGGGAGAUCAGUGCAAAUUUGACCAUGAUGCAGAAUUGGAGAAGAGAAAAGAGAUCUGCAAAUUUUAUUUACAAGGAUAUUGUACCAAAGGAGAAAACUGUAUUUAUAUGCAUAGUGAAUUCCCCUGCAAGUUCUAUCAUACUGGAGCAAAAUGUUACCAAGGAAACAACUGUAAAUUUUCUCAUGAUGAUCUGACUAAAGAAACAAAGAAACUUUUGGACAAAGUGUUGAAUACUGAUGAAGAUCCCACAAAUGAAGAUGAGAGAGAAUUAGAAGAACUUAGAAGACGUGGCAUAGCUCCUCUUCCCAAGCCGCCUCCAGGAGUUGGGCUCCUGCCAACCCCUGCAGAACAUUUUUCCUUUUCUGAACCUGAAGAGGAUUUUCCAACAGAUCUCUCUGAUGAUUUCAAGAAAAUUCCAUCUCUCUUUGAAAUUGUUGUAAAACCUACUGUGGAUUUAGCACACAAGAUUGGGAAAAAGCCACCAGCAUUUUAUAACAGUGCCUCACCACCAGGAUCACAAUUUCAGGGAAGCAGCCCACACCAUCAGCAUAUCUACAGUUCUGGGUCCAGUCCAGGUCCUAUACCUACUAUGUCUCAGGGAUGCAGUAGUCCUGUGAUGCACCCAGGCUCCCCUGGCCAUCACCCUUGUGCAGGACCUCCUGGUCUACCAAUGCCACCAAGCCCACCUUUGCCACCUGGUCCACCUGGAGGUGUAGGCACACACAGCCAAUCUGGAGUACUUGUUCAACCAGACCCACCUUUGACACCACCGAGUAUGAGUGGUGCUUACCACUGCGCAGCCUUUCAAGGACACAUGAUGAGUGCCCCUCGAGAGAACCACUCUCCUCCAGGUUCAUCACAUCAGCACAGCCCUAGUGAAAUGCAACUCAACACCAGUUAUGAGUCCCUACAAAACCCAGCUGAGUUUUAUGAUAAUUACUACUCACAUCACGCCAUCCAAAACUUCCAGCUUCCCAAUAGCUCCAGUGAAGAGAUGUGGCCUGGUGAAUUUGUUCAGCAUCAGCCUCCCACUGCUCAAGACCCACAUAACCACGGGAGUGGGUCUGACGGCAGCAGUGCAACAGUCCAAAGCUCUUUGACCGCGCCAAGUCUCUUCCCUGCCGUGCAGAGAGCACUUUUUGUGAGACUUACUCAGAAAUACCAAGAAGAUGAAGAACCAACCAACUCCGAACCGCACUGGGCACCAAGCAGGGAAGAAGAUGAUACUGUUAACUGGUAUUCCAGCAGUGAAGAGGAAGAAGGGAGCAGCAGUGUCAAGUCCAUACUGAAAACAUUACAAAGACAAACAGAAACUUUAAGGAACCAGCAACAACCUCCCACCGAAGUCAGCACUCCUACUGAUCCAAGACUUGCUAAAGAGAAAAGUAAAGUCCACCACGUGGCUGACCCUAGACUUAGGACUCUCCCAAGGCAAGGUGUUAGAAAACCUUCUGAGUCCGCUCCACUGGAUCUCAGGCUUGCGUGGGAUCCCAGGAAAUUAAGAGGGAAUGGAAGUGGUCAUGGAAGCUCUUCUGUUGGUAGAAACAAGUGUGAUGUACGGCAUGCAAAUGUUUGUGUCAAACCCAAAAAAGGAGAUGAUGAUGAAAAUGCAGAAAGAGAACUGAGAGAAAAGGCUGUCUUUAUACCAAUGGAUUCUUCACCUGGGAUAAUUCUCCAGGAUCCAAGGUCACAACUGAGACAGUUCAGUCACAUUAAAAUGGAUAUUAUACUAACUAAGCCAAACUUUGCAAAGCACAUCGUGUGGGCUCCAGAAGACUUACUGCCAGUACCUUUACCUAAACCUGAUCCAGUAUCUUCAAUCAAUUUACCUCUUCCCCCUCUUAUAGCUGACCAGAGGCUCAAUAGGUUAUGGGACACAAAAAGUGAUCUUCAUCAAAACACAGUGCCCAUUGAUAUGAAAUUAGCAGCCAAAGCCAAAAAUAACACACACAGAGAAGGCUACCUAGAACAAUUUGGAGACUUACAUAGUUCAGGAAGUAAAUUAGGAGAUCCCAGGCUUCAAAAAAAUUUUGAUCCUAGACUUCACAGAUUGCCCAGUACCAACUCCCAUCAGAUGGUUACGAAGGAGUCACAUACAUCUAAGGGUAUGUUCAGCAAGCAAGGGUGUCAUUUAGCAAGACCCAACCCAGGUUCAUCACAGCCUCCAGGGACAGUAAGUAGCAAUUCUGGGUCUGCAGUUCUGCCUCCAUAUGCCCCUAAACUGUCAUCUUCAGCUGGCCUUCCCCUGGGAACUUCAAGUUCGGUUCUAAGUAGUAUUAGUUUGUAUGAUCCCCGGGAGCCUAGUUUAUCAUCUACAUCAGAGGUAGCAACAGUCUCCUUAGGAGAAAAUGCAGAAAACCAGAGAAAGAGUGGUGGUAUAAAAAGUGGUGGCAAAAAUGAGCUUUCUCCUCCAGAAGCAAUCCUGCCACAAAAAACCACUUCAGAUUUGGAAGCCAUGAGUGAUGGGCCAGCUGGCCCCCAGGCAGAGAUUGUCAGGAGUUCUGGUAAGGUUCAGGCCCCAGCAGUGCAUAGUCUUCCCAUCCCAGCAUUAACAGGCUUAAUUAGAGCCCCGUACAGCGAUCCAAGGCAGGCCCGGCAGCAGGGACAGGUGAGCCCAACUCUAGCUCAUGAUCCCAAUAAAGAAGCAGAUGACAAAUCUCUGAAAGAGGUUUUCAAAACGUUUGACCCAACUGCUUCCCCAUUUUGUUAGCAAUUGUAUUACUGAGCAAUUCUUUUCACUCUAGUGAGGAUUACAGCCCUCUGCUGUUUUGUAACUGGUUUACCUCUAUAGUUUAUUUAUUUUUAAAUUAUAAGCACUUUUCAGCUGCUCAUAUUAGAACCACCUGAAGUUAUAUCCCCUAAAGCCUGUGGUAUUUUAUAUAAUAUUUUUGUAACUUUAAGAAGUAGUAAUCGACAUAGAAUCUUAUAAAUCAUGUUAGCGUCAAUAAAAUAUAUUGAUUGUAAAUAAAGCAUCAUGAACUCAACAUUCUGCCUGGGCAUAUGCCAGUCGUCUUUCAUAAUCAAUGGCUAGAUUUAAAAAUGACCACUUUUAUAUGGUUUAGUUCCAAGCAAUAUGAUGUACAUUACUUUUGAGAACCAGUAUUUUGACUAGGAUUCUAUUUGUCAGCACAGAACUGAUUAAUAUAUAAUGUUAGCUGCUAAUUGAAAUAUAAAACGAACUAAAGAAAUCAUCUUAAAAUCAUGGUUAACAGAACUUCUUGGUAAAGGCGUCACUUUUAGUAUUGGCAAUAUUAUUUGUGUAAAUAAAGCAUUUGAAUGUCAUAACUUUUUAAAAGUAUUUUAUUGUAAUCUGUAUAAAAGAAGUUGAAAGCAUAUAAAUAGAUUGUUUUGCUAAAGUGAAAAACUCCCCAGUUCUCUAACAUUAAUUUAAUUUUUCAUAUUAAUGAGUUUAUGUUGUGUUACAUUGUGAUAUUUAUGUAUUUCAAUGUAUUUUUAUCAUUAGCAUAGUUUAUAUUAACUUUUUCAAAUAAUGUAGCUACAAUAAUUGUAUUCAUCAUGACUUUGGCAAAUUUUAACAAAAUUUUAAAAGAUCCAGUGAGAGUGUAGUGAUUAUUACAUUGAAGGUAUUUUAAAUGUCCAAGUAGCAUCUUUUUACUUAGAUAGCAAGAAAGCGCCAAGGUUGCUGGCACGGUCAGCUGUGUAUGACUCCCAAUAAAGACUCUUCAGACCUCCCUCAACUGGCAUUCUGUAACGGAGACCGCCUGGCGUUUGAAGUAUGUAAUGUCUUUGGAGUUUGUUAUUUGCCUAACUUGAUUGGAAGUUGUUUUUUGUGUGUGAAAAAAAUAACUUGUAUUGGU